GAGGAGCUCGGCUGAGGCUAGUAGGGCAGCUGGAGCAGGCAGCCACCGGGGCUGUGGAGGCGGAUCCGGAUCCGGAGCUGGAGCGUGCCCCAGGCCGGGGCGGCGGAGACGGCUGCGGCGGAGCCUUUGGAGCGCCGCUGGCGGCGGCUUCCCCGGGGAGCGAGGGUGCGAGGCUGGGUCCGCGGCGGCAGCGGUGGCGGGGCCGAGCUUUUAUGGGGAUUUUUGACUACCUGGACAUCUGAAUAUGGAAGAACCUGAGAACAGGUUUAUUACAAGUCUGCUGUCUUGAAAACUGCAUUUUAUGAAUGUGUUGAAUUACAAGGGUGCCAACAGUGUUUUGUCAUUUUUGCCACAUACGAGACUAUAAUUUAAAACAGCCCCUUGGGCAGCUGCCCCUGGUGCCUGAAACUGGCAAGAAACUAGUCCUUGGAUGAUCCCCCUUCAAUAAGAAACACAGAGCCACCUACAUCCUAUGCAGUCUCUUUGAUGACAUUUAGCGUAAUGGACAGUUUUCCUGCAUCUCAUUUUCAGAUACGGAAUUAAGACUUAAGAGUCUGGGAAGUGCUUUGUUGGCUUUGAAGCACAGGUUUCUAGGUAGUAUCCCAGAUGUAUUUUCUCAUCUGUAGACUCCAAACAUCUAACAUCACAUGAAGCCCAGAUUACACCAUGGAGUUAUGUGACCCCAAGAGAUUUGGGAAAGGUGUUAUUGAGCUUUUUAACUGGGCAUUUUCUUACUUGUCCAGCCAUUAUAAUACACCCUUUGUUGAUUAAGACUAUGGGACCACAUAAAGUCAUGCAUCUUCUGCUGCCAACUAUACUCUGUGGCUGUUGAAUUUCACUGUAACUGGUUACUCUGUUACUUAAAGUCUGCAGAUAGGCAAGUUAUGUCCAAAUGACUGUGAAGCCCUGCCUGUGUUAACUGGAACAGAUCCUAGCCCAUGUUGAAGAGAAAAGACCUGUUAUGACUAACCCUUGGGAACAGAAAGUCUGCAAGAUGGCCCAAACCAGUUUACUGCAAGGGAAGCAGUUCUACUGUCGGGAGUGGGUUUUCCACAAACUUCAGCACUGCCUCCAGGAGAAAAUGAACUGUUGUAAUGCUGCUGCCAACGCACCACCCCUUGUCGCCAAUUCUGGGAAUAAUGCUAGUGCUGUCUCCGGAAAGGGGGCUGCCUGGGGUGUGUUGCUAGUAGGAGGGCCUGGCAGUGGCAAGACAGCCCUGUGCACUGAGCUCUUAUGGCCAAGUUCACCCACAAGCCUGCAGAGAGGUUUACAUCGCCAGGCUUUGGCCUUUCACUUCUGCAAAGCCCAGGACUCGGACACGUUGUGUGUUGGAGGGUUUAUUAGAGGUCUUGUUGCCCAAAUCUGCCGCAGCGGACUACUCCAAGGCUAUGAAGACAAGCUAAGAGAUCCAGCCAUCAAAAGCCUCUUAGAGCCUGGGGAGUGUGAGAGGAACCCAGCUGAAGCCUUUAAAAGGUGUGUGUUGCUUCCAUUGCUGGCGAUGAAGCCACCUCCGCAGAGCUUGUACCUGCUCGUGGACUCUGUGGAUGAAGGCUGUAAUGUGGCCGAAGGAGAACAGAUGCCUUCCAGCUUUUCAGGAACAGUGGCCGAGCUCUUAGCUGGUCACCAUGAGUUCUUUCCACCGUGGCUACUGCUUCUGUGUUCUGCUCGAAAACAGAGUAAAUCUGUCACUAAAAUGUUUACUGGCUUUCGAAAGAUCAGCUUAGAUGACCUUCGGAAGGCAUAUGUAGUGAAGGAUGUUCAGCAGUACAUCCUUCACCGCCUGGACCAGGAGGAAGCACUACGGCAGCAUCUUACAAAAGAGACGGCCGAGACACUGAACCAGCUGCACAUCAAGAGUAGCGGAUGUUUUCUGUACCUGGAACGAGUUCUAGAUGGAGUCGUAGAAAAUUUUAUCAUGUUACGAGAGAUACGUGACAUCCCAGGAACUCUAAAUGGUCUCUACCUCUGGCUCUGCCAGAGACUUUUUGUUCGAAAACAGUUUGCCAAGGUUCAGCCCAUACUGAAUGUGAUCCUUGCAGCCUGCCGACCUCUGACCAUGACAGAAUUAUACUAUGCAGUAUGGACAAAAAAUAUGUCACUGACCUUGGAGGAUUUCCAGCGUAAGUUAGAUGUCCUCUCCAAGCUUCUAGUGGAUGGGAUGGGUGAUACCAAACUCCUGUUUCAUUACAGUUUUGCAGAGUGGCUUUUGGAUGUGAAACAUUGUACACAGAAGUACUUAUGCAAUGCAGCCGAGGGCCACCGUAUGUUGGCUAUGAGCUAUACUUGCCAGGCCCAGAACCUAACACCCUUGGAAGCACAGGAAUUUGCGCUGCACUUAAUCAAUUCCAACCUGCAGCUAGAACCAGCAGAGCUGGCACUAUGGAUGAUAUGGAAUGGUGCACCUGUGAGAGACUCUCUGUCAACUUUAAUCCCAAAGGAGCAAGAGGUGCUUCAGCUGCUGGUCAAAGCGGGUGCCCAUGUCAACAGCGAGGAUGACCGCACAUCCUGCAUAGUCCGGCAAGCCCUAGAGAGAGAGGAUUCCAUCCGGACGUUGCUCGACAAUGGGGCUUCAGUGAAUCAGUGUGAUUCCAAUGGGAGGACACUAUUGGCAAAUGCUGCCUACAGUGGCAAUCUGGAUGUUGUGAACUUGCUUGUCUCCAGGGGAGCUGACUUAGAGAUCGAAGAUGGUCAUGGACAUACACCCCUCACGCUAGCUGCCAGACAAGGACACACCAAAGUGGUUAAUUGUUUGAUUGGGUGUGGAGCCAAUAUUAAUCAUAACGAUCAAGAUGGUUGGACAGCACUAAGGUCUGCUGCCUGGGGUGGCCACACUGAGGUGGUUUCUGCUCUGCUCUAUGCUGGCGUGAAGGUAGAUUGUGCAGACGCAGACAGCCGAACAGCCCUGCGAGCCGCAGCCUGGGGUGGCCACGAGGAUAUUGUCCUGAAUCUGCUACAGCAUGGGGCCGAGGUGAACAAAGCUGACAACGAGGGCAGAACCGCCCUGAUAGCGGCUGCAUAUAUGGGACACAGAGAGAUCGUGGAGCACCUACUAGAGCAUGGAGCGGAAGUGAAUCAUGAGGAUGUGGACGGCAGGACUGCCCUCUCUGUGGCUGCACUCUGUGUGCCCGCCAGCAAAGGGCAUGCAUCUGUUGUGAGCCUUUUAAUUGACCGAGGGGCUGAGGUAGACCAUUGUGACAAGGAUGGCAUGACGCCCCUGCUGGUGGCUGCUUAUGAAGGCCACGUGGAUGUGGUAGACCUGCUUCUAGAAGGAGGAGCAGACGUGGACCACACAGAUAACAAUGGCCGCACACCCCUGCUAGCUGCGGCUUCCAUGGGGCAUGCUUCUGUGGUCAACACUCUACUGUUCUGGGGUGCAGCAGUGGACAGCAUUGACAGUGAGGGCAGGACUGUCCUCAGCAUUGCUUCAGCCCAGGGAAAUGUCGAGGUGGUGCGCACGCUACUGGACCGAGGGUUAGAUGAGAGCCACCGAGACGACGCUGGGUGGACGCCCUUGCACAUGGCCGCAUUUGAAGGCCACAGACUAAUCUGUGAGGCUCUGAUUGAACAAGGUGCUAGAACCAAUGAGAUUGACAAUGAUGGGCGGAUCCCUGUCAUAUUAGCUGCCCAAGAGGGUCACUAUGACUGUGUCCAGAUACUGCUGGAAAACAAAUCCAGCAUUGAUCAGAGAGGUUAUGAUGGCAGAAAUGCACUGCGGGUUGCUGCCCUAGAGGGACACAGGGACAUUGUGGAGCUGCUAUUCAGCCAUGGGGCUGAUGUGAACUUCAAAGAUGCUGAUGGCAGGCCCACACUUUACAUCCUGGCCUUAGAAAACCAACUCGCAAUGGCUGAAUACUUUUUAGAAAAUGGUGCAAAUGUAGAAGCCAGUGACGCAGAGGGGAGGACAGCACUUCACGUCUCCUGCUGGCAGGGCCAUGUGGAAAUGGUGCAGGUCCUUCUAACCUGCCACGCAGACGUCAAUGCAGCUGACAAUGAGAAACGCUCAGCCUUGCAGUCUGCAGCCUGGCAGGGCCAUGUCAAAGUGGUCCAGCUACUGAUCGAGCACAGUGCUGUGGUGGAUCACACCUGCAACCAGGGUGCCACAGCUCUCUGCAUCGCAGCCCAGGAGGGUCAUGUGGACGUGGUGCAGGUGUUGUUGGAGCAUGGUGCAGAUCCCAACCAUGCUGACCAAUUUGGGCGCACGGCCAUGAGGGUGGCAGCCAAAAAUGGGCAUUCUCAAAUCAUUAAAUUAUUAGAGAAAUAUGGUGCCUCUACUCUGAAUGGCUGUUCCCCAUCUCCUGUCCACACAAUGGAGCAAAAGCCUCUGCAGUCGGCCCCAUCAAAAAUGCAAUCACUAACUAUUAAGUCCAAUAGUUCUGGGAGCACUGGUGCAGGGGACCUGCAGCCCUCACUGCGUGGCUUGCCCAGUGGGCCAGCCCAUGCCUUCAGCUCCCCUUCUGAGUCCCCAGACUCUACCGUGGAUCGGCAGAAGUCAUCGCUGUCCAAUAAUUCCCUGAAAAGCUCAAAAAAUUCUUCGUUGAGGACAACCUCCUCCACAGCCACUGCACAAACAGUGCCAAUUGAUAGCUUCCACAGUCUGUCGUUCACAGAGCAGAUCAGGCAGCACUCGCUGCCCCGCAGCAGAAGUCGACAGUCCAUCGUGUCCCCCUCUUCCACCACUCAGUCCUUGGGACAGAGUCAUAACUCGCCCAGCAGUGAAUUUGAGUGGAGUCAGGUGAAGCCCAGUUUGAAGUCAACAAAAUCAAGUAAAGGAGGCAAAUCAGAAAACUCCAGUAAGUCUGGGUCUGCUGGGAAAAAGGCAAAGCAGAGUAAUGCUUCACAGCCAAAGGUUCUAGAAUAUGAAAUGACUCAGUUUGACAGAAGGGGGCUUGUAGCCAAAUCUGGGAAUAAUGGCCUACCUAAGCACAUACCAGCAGAAUCCCAGGGCAAAACUGUCCCACCGCCUCAGCAGGAUGGCUCUCACACUCAGCCACAGCUUGCCAUUCAUCAGCAAGGUGGGGAGCAGAAGAGGAGGAAUGGGAUCAUGACCAAUCCCAAUUACCAUCUCCAGAGCAACCAGGUUUUCCUUGGUAGGGUGUCCGUCUCACGAACAGUGCAGGACCGUGGGCAUCAGGAAGUGCUGGAAGGGUUCCCUCCCUCUGAGACUGAGCUGAGCCUUAAACAAGCCCUGAAGCUUCAAAUCGAGGGCUCCGAUCCCAGCUUCAACUACAAGAAGGAAACACCAUUGUAAAAGUUUCCUAACCUGUGAAACAAAAGACUUUGUGAUUGAGAUGUCUCUUCAGCUAUUGGAAGAAACAUAGGAUGCCAUGGAUUUGCUGCAAACAGGAAGAUUGUGCUGUCUGGAGUUUGGCCCUCAGUGCUGUAACGCGUCUGUCCCACCAGGCUGCCUUCUCAGUGCCCCUCCAUGUUAGGCAGCUUCAUCCGUGUGCUUGUACCCACUCCACUGAAGCAGCACUUUCUCACGAAGAUGCACAUGUAAGCCCAAGGUUCCCUGAUAAAGCUGAACACCAUUUUUAGUAUUUUAAGAUUUGGUAAAUGUGCAUGUGCCAUGGUCCAAUAUGUAUGAACAGUCAGUGUUCCUUGUAUUUAUUGUUUUCUUUGUGGCAAAAGAACUUUGCGUAGUAGUUCAGUCCCAUCUGCAUUGUGGUGUGCACCUCUUCUUGUAUCUUUAAAGAUGUUGCUCAAUAAAAUAAACCUUGCAGCUGUUUUCUCUUCGCUGCACCCUCAGCAUUGGGUAGAAAUGAGUUUCCAAGUAUGUGCCAUGAGAAGGUAAGAAAAUUACUUCUGUGCAGCAGUUCCACCACCAUCAACUAUUUCUAGUAGUCGAGGGAACUGCUGUAAGUAGUUUGACAUGGACUUUGUCAGUAGAACACUGUUCACUGUUCAUUGUCUGUGUGUCAGAACAAACACCCACCCACACAGACUUUCACGCUGCAUUUCUUGCCUUCUACUAGCCUGUUAUUCCACCUCCAAGCUGAUUGUCCUCACUCCUGAGACAUGAACACUCAGGGACAGCGUCCUUGGGGAUGCACACACAGAGGGAGGGGCUCCUGAUCCCUCUGAAGGUGGUGUUCUGAUCCCUGAGCCAUUCAUUCAUUGAGGCCCUUACCUCUCCCAGCCAAAUAUCAGUUACUGUUGUGAGUGAAUGCUUUCUACUCACUACUGUUCCUGCUAGCUAUCACUGCAUGACCUAAAUUGCCCCAUCAGGAUCAGCUGGGUCUAUUUGAACAGCUUAGUUGGGUGAAUGUUCUGUGUGCUGUCCUUCACAAGUGACACCAACAACCCACCAUUCAUAGCACAUGUGUAUUUUUAAUCGUUGGUUGAUAAAAGUGAUGGAUUUGUACUUUUCUAUCCACAUAAUCUUUGUUGUUUUCUUCUUUGGACAACUGCAUGCAGGAUGGCUGCUGCCAUGGUUAUGGGAGGUUGUGUGUGACUAAGGAAAAGGACACUUGGUACAAAAUAGCGUGUGACCCAUAGCUGGGCUCCUGGAAGUAUUCUAAACCAGCACACCCAGCUUGAUGGAUUUUGGAAUGAUUGGGGAAAUGAUUUCAAAGCAAUGGUGUGAGCUUGAUAAUUGGAAUGGCCCUGUUAAUCUUACAGACCCCAGAAAUUCAACACCUUCCAUGUGCUAUUGAUAAAGAGGAAUGUGGGUAGAAUUUGAAGAUUGAGCACAAAUCCAUUGCUACUGCUGAAAACUUUGGAAUAGGUUUUAGUGACAGAAGUCAGGAGACCAUCAUACAUGAAGGACAGAUGGCAUUAUUCAUGGAAGUAUAAGUGUGUCAUUGGUUGUAAAAAAUGUUCAUCAAUCGACUCUAUAUAAGGCUUUUCUUGUUUUUGUUUAUUUUGUGUAUGUCAUCUGUAAGGCAUAAUCAGGAUGAGAUGAGUUCAGUUGAAAUUCAGGUGACAGGGCAAUAUAAGUCGAAUGUGAAUGUUUCAAGUAUUGAAUUCUUGUCCCUAUGGGACAUUUAUUUACUACACUUAACAGGACUCCUCCAAAGUAGCCUUACAAGUGUGGCUGAUUCUUUUAGUGCAGGUGAACACAUACUGCUAUUAACCAUCUUUCCUUCCAGUUCAGUCCCUGUGCACUUACAUGACUGUACAGGACAAGACCGAGCACUCAUUUCUUAUUAGCUAUAUCUUUAGAAAGACAACCUUAAAAGCUGCCAGUUUUUCUAUUAACCUUGAAUUAUUGAAAUUGUAUUUAUUUAAUUUUAUUGUUUUUACAAAAUUGCACCUUGUGACCAAAGGGCAAGAAGAUGACUCAUACAUUCAGGUUGUGUGCUUUUCAAAGAGCUAAAUGUUUUCAUGCCCAUCCUUGAUGAACUUGGAACAAUUGGUAGGAAGAGAGCCUGUUGGAAAUGUAGGGGCUUCAUAUGUAUUCCUCUGGACAUUUUUAUAUGAAUUAUGUUUGAGGAGAAAAUAGAAGUGACUUAGUCAGGACAGCCAGAGUGCUGGAGGUACCCCACCUUGCUAGUUUGUUUCUGAUAGGGAGAGUUAGUUCCAUAACUGUAAAACAGCUUUUGCUCCAUUAAAAAAAAAAAAAAAAUUAAAAAACAGUCCCACAAA
Molecule: messenger RNA, 7584 nt
Organism: Jaculus jaculus (lesser Egyptian jerboa)
Lineage: Eukaryota; Metazoa; Chordata; Mammalia; Rodentia; Dipodidae
Gene: Ankrd50
Product: ankyrin repeat domain 50
Exons: 5
Coding region: 962-5248 (1428 amino acids)
Molecular function (GO): protein binding
Source: RefSeq, a predicted model, not a curated record